Molecule: messenger RNA, 1819 nt
Organism: Drosophila subobscura
Lineage: Eukaryota; Metazoa; Arthropoda; Insecta; Diptera; Drosophilidae
Product: maltase 1
Exons: 3
Coding region: 19-1791 (590 amino acids)
Biological process (GO): carbohydrate metabolic process
Source: RefSeq, a predicted model, not a curated record
CAGUUGUCAAGUUGUACGAUGAUGGGUUUGGGUAAAGUAGUUGCCCUCGCGGUGAGUGUGGGUCUAGUGGUGGGUUUGGCCGCUGCCGGACCAUCAAAGAAGGAGCAGAAAGCGCUGGAUGAAAAGAACAAUUGGUGGAAGAACGAGGUCUUCUAUCAGAUCUAUCCGAGAUCGUUCCAGGACAGCGAUGGCGAUGGCAUUGGCGAUCUGCCGGGCAUCACCUCCAAGCUAGAGUACUUCAAGGAAACGGGCAUUACGGCGGUGUGGAUGAGUCCCAUCUUUGAGUCGCCCAUGGUGGACUUUGGCUAUGACAUUUCCAACUACACAAACAUCCAGCCCGAGUAUGGCACCCUGGAGGACUUUGAUGCACUGAUCGCCAAAGCCAACGAGCUGGGCAUCAAGGUCAUACUCGACUUUGUGCCGAAUCACAGCUCCAAUAAGCAUCCGUGGUUUGCCAAGUCUAUUGCCCGGGAGGCUGGCUACGAGGAUUUCUAUGUGUGGGAGAAUGGCACUCUGCUGGAGAAUGGCACUCGAGUGCCCCCGAAUAACUGGAGAUCCGUGUUCUCGGGCUCCGCGUGGGAGUGGAACGAGGAGCGUGGACAGUACUAUCUGCGGCAGUUUACGUACGCCCAACCCGAUCUUAACUAUCGCAAUCCCGCCGUGGUCCAGGCCAUGGAUGAUACUUUGAUCUAUUGGCUGGGCAAAGGAGUCGCUGGCUUCCGCAUUGAUGCCGUCAUUUACGUCUACGAGGAUGAGCAGCUGCGGGAUGAGCCACUGAGUGGCACCACCAGCGAUCCCAAUUCGUUUGAUUAUCUCGAGCACAUUUACACAAAGAACCUAAAGGAAUGCUACACCCUGCUGCAGCACUGGCGCCAGCUGCUCGACAAUUACUCCAGCAGCAAUGAGGGUCCUCUGCGGAUCAUGAUGACCGAGGGUUACGCUCCGUUGGCGGAUCUUAUGGAUUAUUACGAGGAUGCGCAGGGCGUGCUGGGACCAGAGUUUCCUUUCAAUUUUGAUUUCAUUAGCGAACUGAGCGCCGACUCCUUGGCAGCAGAUUUUGUCUUCUAUAUCCAGCGUUGGUUGAUUUACAUGCCACAUGGACAUGUGGCCAAUUGGGUGAUGGGCAAUCACGACAAUUCACGGGUGGCCUCACGUUUUGGUGCACAGUCUGUGGAUGCAAUGAAUAUGCUGAUGAUGACACUGCCAGGCAUUGGUGUGACUUAUUAUGGCGAAGAGCUGGGCAUGCUGGACUAUCGUGACAUUAGCUGGGAACAAACUGUGGAUCAGCCUGCCUGUGAUGCUGGCAUUGACAAUUACAAGUGGAUCUCUCGCGAUCCCGAGCGCACGCCCAUGCAGUGGAGCGAUGAAGCGAAUGCUGGGUUCUCCAGUGCCAGCGAAACUUGGCUGCCUGUGCACCCCAACUACAAGGAGUUGAAUCUGCGGAAUCAACAGCAGGCAGAGCGAAGUCACUACAAGAUCUAUCAGUCGCUGCUGAAACUGCGAGAACAGAAGGCACUCAAGAGCGGAGCUUUCAUACCUGCAGUGCUGAAUCGCCGAGUGUUUGCUUUUAAGCGUGAAAUCCAGGGCCAAAACACUCUGCUAACCAUCAUCAAUGUCAAAAAUCAAACGGAACAGCUGGACAUAAGUGAUUUCAUUGAUUUGCCCAAUCGUUUGCAUGUCCUUGUCGCGGGUGUGGAUUCCGCACAUGCUGCCGGAGAGCGUCUCAAUCCGCAGAAGAUCAGUCUGGCACCCUAUGAGGGUUUGGUCAUUCAGCUGAGCAAGCGAAAAUAAUUAACCAAAACAUUUGUUGUUACUCCUA